Molecule: messenger RNA, 1193 nt
Organism: Drosophila subpulchrella
Lineage: Eukaryota; Metazoa; Arthropoda; Insecta; Diptera; Drosophilidae
Gene: Or94a
Product: odorant receptor 94a
Biological process (GO): sensory perception of smell; detection of chemical stimulus involved in sensory perception of smell
Cellular component (GO): plasma membrane
Molecular function (GO): olfactory receptor activity; odorant binding
Source: RefSeq, a predicted model, not a curated record
AUGGUAAGCCACAAGGAACGCACUGAGUCCAUGAGCCUGAUUCUUCGGGUCAUGCAACUAUUUGGCCUCUGGCCCUGGUCCCUGAAAGCUGGCGAGGAGUGGACUUUCUCCGGUUUCCUAAAGCAGAACUAUCGCUUCCUGCUGCACCUGCCCAUAACCUUCACCUUCAUCGGACUCAUGUGGCUGGAGGCCUUCAUCUCGAGCGAUUUGGAACAGGCUGGCCAGGUGCUCUACAUGUCCAUCACCGAGAUGGCUUUGGUGGUAAAGAUCCUGAGCAUUUGGCAUUAUAGAACUGAGGCCCGGCAGCUGAUGGAGGAGCUACAAAGUGCACCUGACUACGAACUUCGCCAGCAGGAGGAGAGGGAUUUCUGGUGCCGGGAGCAACGAUACUUCAAAAGGUUCUUUUACAUCUACAUCCUAAUUAGUUUGGGCGUGGUAUAUAGCGCUUGUACUGGUGUGCUUUUCCUCGAGGACUACGAAUUGCCAUUCGCCUACUACGUUCCCUUCGAGUGGCGAAAUGAGAGAAGGUAUUGGUUCGCCUACGGUUACGAUAUGGCUGGAAUGACGCUGACCUGCAUCUCGAACAUCACCUUGGACACCCUGGGAUGUUAUUUCCUGUUCCACAUCUCACUUCUAUAUCGCCUACUUGGCCUACGAUUAAGGGGUCUUAAAAAUAUGGAGGAUGAAGCCCACUUUGGCCACGAAUUGCGUGGCAUCUUUAUAUUACAUCAGAGUAUCCGAAGAUUAACAAGAAGCUGUCAGAAAAUGUCUCCCUAUAUAUUAUCUCAGAUUAUUCUGAGUGCCCUGAUCAUCUGUUUCAGUGGGUAUCGCUUGCAGCACUUGAGAAUUCGGGAAAAUCCCGGCCAGUUUAUAUCCAUGCUGCAGUUCGUCAGUGUGAUGAUCCUGCAGAUAUUCCUGCCAUGUUUCUAUGGCAACGAGAUAACCGUCUAUGCCAACCAGCUGACCAACGAGGUUUAUCACACCGAUUGGCUACAAUGUCGACCACCGAUUCGCAAGUUGCUCAAUGCCUAUAUGGAGCAUCUCAAGAAACCUGUUACCAUCCGAGCUGGCAACUUUUUCGCUGUUGGAUUGCCCAUUUUUGUUAAGACCAUCAACAAUGCCUACAGUUUCCUCGCUCUGUUAUUGAAUGUAUCGAAAUAAAUUGUAAAAUUUGACAAAAUAAAGUAUACCAA